GUUUAAGUUGGUGGUGGGCUAUACUUUUGAUUACACGUCCUUGUCAAGUACAGAAAUGGUGAGACACAAGGAAAGCUACAGUUACAGCUACAGCGGCAAGAACAGCCAAGCCCAGGACUAUAAUCCAAAAGAGGUAGAAGAUGAUGUGGGGCAAGGGAAGCUUUACUCUCCAGCAGCUGCGAUCAACCAUAGUCGCGAUGCCCGAAAGCAAGGGAAGAAAGAGGAGCAGGAGGAGGAGAGAAAGAUGCGGACGAUAAUGGAGAAGGUGCUGGAGAAGCUUGGAGCUGCUAGUUCCGUCCCUAAAGAAGCAAUCGACGACUUCCGCCAGUUCCUGGAGAGCGUGGUGAACGAUAUCAGCGUUGCCGCCCAUGGCCUCGUCACGAAAGAUGGUCUCGACCGGAUCAAGACCCGCCUCCUUGACAUCCUCCCCUCCUCCCUCGCUUCCAAGUUGGUGGAUGAUGCGGAGAAGGAGGCCAAUGAUGAAGAUGACGCUGCAACAGCAGUAGAAAGUCGCCGGCGUGAUGAUGAGAAGGCUUCGGGUACUUGUGAUAAUUGCAGCACCCAGUCUUCGCCUUCCUCCAGGCUUUGAGGGAUACCGCACCGCCUGGUGAUCAACAGUUUCCAGGAUAUAUGUAUCGUGUCUUGGGGAAUUUAAGGAUACAAAACCAGUGUUGGCUAAAUCGUAUCGGCAGGUCCGACUGGAAAAUGGACUACCGUGCUGUCUUCUUUUGGUAUUAGAAAGUGAAAAAUGAAAAAGCAUUAGAUUACAAAACUGAAUGGUUAAUGGUUAAAGGUCGUCCUAAAAAUUACUAACCAUCGUCCUAAUGUAAUUUACCGAAUUGCCCAUUUUGAAUUUCAAAAUCAAACACAAAACAAACAACCCUCCCCUUCCAUAAAUCUAAAAAAAUAUAAACCAAAAUCCAACAAAUUAUCUUAUGGACC
Molecule: messenger RNA, 942 nt
Organism: Linum trigynum
Lineage: Eukaryota; Viridiplantae; Streptophyta; Magnoliopsida; Malpighiales; Linaceae
Source: the annotation of a GenBank genome assembly